This is a messenger RNA of Aspergillus calidoustus, 813 nucleotides long. Lineage: Eukaryota; Fungi; Ascomycota; Eurotiomycetes; Eurotiales; Aspergillaceae. The record is from the annotation of a GenBank genome assembly.
AUGAUGCCAUCAGCACUUUCAAUACCAUUCAGCACCUCUAUACAAGAUUCGAACAGUCAUAGCUGGCCUGGAUCCCCAGAAUCUGGCCAGUCCAUCAUAAGCGUUCAAGAAGCGAGGCUCCGAGACUGGGAAGACCAGGGGAGGUACAGCCCUCGAGCCGUGGUGGCUGGCCGCCUUAGUGAAUUGGCAAUACGGGGCGAUUUCCACCAGCAGCUUCCCGAUCGCAGUCUCCACCAAACCGCCAUUCUUCCUCUUCUGCAGACAAGCUGCUUGCCCAAGCAUUCCGACCUCCAUGGCUUUCAUGCGAUGCCCGAUUCGCAACCUUCAGCAACAUCGAUAGAACGCCCUCGUUCGCCAAAUGAACAACCACAUGCUUCGUGCUCAGCCACUGACGCUGAGCCCCAGCUUCAACCUGCACAAACUUCAGUGAGCCCGAGCAAAGCCUCUGCGAGUCCUCGCAAAAAUCGAACUACUCCUGCGCCCCUGGAAGAGCGUGGUGCAAGAAAAUCGCCUCCACCUCCCGGUGAGGCGGGUGUGGAAUUACUCACAUGGAGUGACUCGGAAAUAACAGGUCAUAACCCGACCGAUCCUGAUGACGACGGCUAUGGUAUCAACGGCAUAGGUUUCAAGCCCACUGCGGCGAUUGCGUGGGCUAGGUCGCAAAAAAGGCAGAAACAAGUCACAGAUUGGAAAAGUCGUGAAGCAAGAGAAGCGCGCGAGCGACGAAGAGAGCGCCGAGAUGGCAACGACUUGGAUAAAUUGCGCACCGUCCAAUCAGGCGGUAUCAACAAAAGGGUCAAAUUUGACGUUUGA